ACCCUUGGUGCGUAUUUUUCUUUUGAGCUUCGGCCGUCUCGUCGUUUUUGUCUUUUACGCUGUCGAUAUAGUGCAUUUCCCGCUCACAUUUCUUUACCAUUUUAUCUUAAAAUGUUUUCAUUGCGUACCAGUCGCCUUAUUCAGACUGGCGUGCUCCGCCGAUUCCAGAGCACCCUGGUGGUGGCCGAACAUGCCGACAGCAAGCUGAACGCGGCCACGCUGAGUGCCGUCACGGCAGCCAAACAGGUCGGCCAUGAGAUCACCUGCAUCGUGGCUGGAGCCGACUGUAAACAGGUGGCUGCCGAGCUCUCCAAGGUGGGCGGCGUCUCCAAGCUGCUGGUGGCCGAGGACGCGGCGCUCGAGGGACUGCUCCCAGAGAGGGUGGCGCCCGUCCUGCUGGCUGCUCACAAACAGUUCAACUUCUCUCAUAUCAUCGCCGGUGCCACCGCAUUCGGCAAGUCCGUGCUGCCUCGCGUGGCCGCCAAGCUGGAUGUGUCGCCCAUCUCAGACAUCACCGGCAUCCAGGCGCCCGACACCUUCGUGCGCACCAUUUACGCCGGUAACGCCAUCCAGACUCUGAAGGCCAAAGACGCCGUGAAGGUGUUGACUGUGCGCGGCACCAGUUUCGAGCCGGCUGAGGUCUCCGGCGGCAGCGCUGCGCCAGAACCGCUGGCUGUCGAUGUUGACAAGAAUUCGUCAGAGUACAUCGGCCAGGAGCUGAGCAAGAGCGACAGGCCCGAGCUGACUAGCGCCUCGAAUGUGGUCAGCGGAGGACGCGGCCUGAAGUCCGGCGACAACUUUGAGCUGUUGUACAAGCUGGCCGACAAGCUGAACGCGGCCGUGGGCGCCUCUCGCGCUGCCGUCGACGCCGGCUUUGUGUCCAACGACAUGCAGGUCGGCCAGACGGGCAAGAUCAUCGCGCCGGACCUGUACGUUGCCGUCGGUAUCUCUGGCGCCAUCCAGCACCUGGCAGGAAUGAAGGACUCCAAGACGAUCGUGGCCAUCAACAAGGACGCAGAGGCGCCCAUCUUCCAGGUUGCGGACCUGGGACUGGUGGCAGACCUCUUCAAGGCAGUACCGGAGAUGACCGAAAAGCUGUAAAAUAACGCACACGAGGACUGGUUGGUAUCGUAUAACGAUCGUCAGUGCGCCGAACGGGAGGGGAAUCAUGACCCUAGUACUCGCAACCGUGUGACACUGCGCGGGACGGCCGAACAGCAGAGUGUGUUCGGUUAGACUACCGUGCGGUCCCUCGGUGAGAGUUGUGGGGAACGGCGCAGCGCCGGGGAAGGCUUGUGCCAGAGCAAUGCAAUAGGGCCGUCAGAUGUUGAUACGGAGGUUUUACAGAACGCGGGCUACUCAUAAAGGCGGUAAUUAUAUGAGAGUGGUGAUAUACCUCUGUAAAGUCUGUAUGUUACGACUCUGGCCGUAGUGUAAAUACAUGUACAGGUCAGUGC
This is a messenger RNA of Amphibalanus amphitrite, 1457 nucleotides long. RefSeq names its product electron transfer flavoprotein subunit alpha, mitochondrial-like. The record is from RefSeq and is a predicted model, not a curated record. The transcript is spliced from 8 exons. Lineage: Eukaryota; Metazoa; Arthropoda; Thecostraca; Balanomorpha; Balanidae. Gene Ontology annotation, cellular component: mitochondrion. The coding region runs from base 112 to 1101 and encodes 329 amino acids. Gene Ontology annotation, molecular function: electron transfer activity; flavin adenine dinucleotide binding.